UUGAUGGAUGAAUCAAGUGAUUUGUAUCUUCUGGUUUUAGAUCUUUGUCAUGAUCGUGUUGAUCCAUGAGUUUGACUAGUUUUGAACAUAUGUGAUGAUGAUCAGUGAUUUGAUUUAUCUUUAGAUCUCAAAUCUAGAGUUUGUUAAGAAUGGCGAUGGUAUCAGGAAGACGAUCUACUCUAAACCCCGACGCACCUCUAUUUAUUCCAGCAGCUGUGAGACAAGUGGAAGAUUUCUCACCGGAGUGGUGGCAAUUGGUGACGACUUCGACUUGGUACCAUGACUACUGGAUCAGCCAGCACCAAGGUGCAGAUGGUUUCUAUGACAACGGAGAGAAUGAGAAUGGUGGAGGUCAUCAGGUCGAUGUAGCUGAUCUUCUCCCAGAAUCAUUUGAUUUCGAUGACAUGGAAGAUUUCUUUGACAAUGAUGCUUCUGCUGAGUUUGAUCAAGGUUUCGAUGGACAAAUGUAUUACCAAGCACAACCUUCUGAAUUUGGGUUGGGAAAGAAUGGUGAGAUGAUUAGGAAAUCAACUGGAAACAGGAGUCCUAGAUCGUAUGUAGAGCCGGCUAAGUAUGCGGAGAAGCCAGCGAAAUGGGGAAACCAGAGGGUUGCUGCUGCUCCCAGAAACAUCCACCAGCCUCGCUGAAUAAGAGAGAGGGUUUUGGUUUGUUGUUAAAACUAGUCAGAGCAGUUUGGGUCUGUAUCUUAUCUUAGCCACCACCAAUGUACCUUCGUAAUUUUCUGUAACUUUGUACCUUUAUGAUGUUCAUUCCCAACUUGUUGUUAUCACAAAAAUGUAAAAACAUAAAAAAAAAAACAAAUGUAAACUUUCAAGAGAUAUGAGAACUAGAGUUCAUUUCCA
Messenger RNA from Camelina sativa (false flax), 863 nucleotides. The record is from RefSeq and is a predicted model, not a curated record. NCBI's taxonomy places the organism in Eukaryota, Viridiplantae, Streptophyta, Magnoliopsida, Brassicales, Brassicaceae.